This is a messenger RNA of Cotesia congregata, 210 nucleotides long. NCBI's taxonomy places the organism in Eukaryota, Metazoa, Arthropoda, Insecta, Hymenoptera, Braconidae. The record is from the annotation of a GenBank genome assembly.
AUGAAUUCGACGGAUUUCUGGAUGACAAUCCCGGAGAAUUACCGGUACUUUAGCUUCAGAAGAGCUGGUAGACGAUUAGUAGAUGACUGGAAGCUCAAAGACACUCUUGGAAUUCAUCGUGGAGGAAUUUUAUUGGCGACAUUGGACCCAAGCUUUGGAAAGUGUACUGUAGACAAUUUGAAGAAUUGUCAAGUUCAAAGGGAAUGUUAA